Molecule: messenger RNA, 3490 nt
Organism: Thalassophryne amazonica
Lineage: Eukaryota; Metazoa; Chordata; Actinopteri; Batrachoidiformes; Batrachoididae
Gene: ttk
Product: ttk protein kinase
Biological process (GO): mitotic spindle assembly checkpoint signaling; peptidyl-serine phosphorylation; protein localization to kinetochore
Cellular component (GO): kinetochore; spindle; nucleus
Molecular function (GO): protein serine/threonine kinase activity; protein binding; ATP binding
Source: RefSeq, a predicted model, not a curated record
AGAUGGAGGAAGAGGAGCAUACAGAUAGAAAGCAGCGGCUUGCCAUGCUUUGUCAAAAGAUCAACAAUCUUAAAAAGUGUCUCAAUGAAGAUGACACGGACAAUGUUAACCAGGUCAUCGACUCUGUCUCGCCUGAUGCCUGCCACUCAUACCUGUUAGACCUGGAGAAGAAAGGAAACCCUCACUUGGAUCAUAGCCAUCUCACCAAACUUCUAGGCUACUACACAAGAGCAUUCUCUAAUAUGCCGCUGCAAAAACACUGUCAAAAUGAGAGCUAUGCCAGGAUGUUGGUCAGAUUUGCAGAGCUAACAGCAAUUCAAGAUGUAAAUGCAGAAGCAAACUUCAAUGUGGCACGAUCACACAGCCAGAACUUCACAUUUGUCCACAUUGCCCAUGCACAGUUUGAGCAGUCCCAAGGCAACGUAAAGAGAAGCAUUCACAUAUUACAGAAUGCACUUGAACUGGGGGCCAAACCAAAGGAGCUUCUGGAAGCUGCCUUACAGAAGCUACGGAUAAAUAAAUCACCCGACAUCUGUUCAGAUGAUAAAGAAAAUGUACCAAUGUUGCCCAGCAGUAAUUUUCAUGAUUCUACCAAAAAAGCUUCUGAAUUUAAAAAAGUAAGCAGGAUAUCAGAUGGGACAGAAGACUUGCCAUUCUCCAUGAGUUUUGGUUCAGGAACAGAGUCUCUUGGAUCAUCAGGUGACCAUGUCACAGGUCGGUGUGGAUCUCGACGCAAGAAAACAGUUGGUUUGAUUGGGAGAAUUUCUUUCUCCAUCCCAGAGAAAGAUGAUGAUGAUGAUGUUUGAAAUUAAGGGAAGCCUGCAAAGAAAACUGGUACAUUAAUUCCUGCAUGUUCUUCCAGACAAACAUCUGGUUCAAACAUUAGCAUGAUGCCUGGGUUAUCCUCCUCCAAGAAAAAUGCUCUACCUGGAGAUUCGGUUUACCUUCAGCUACAAACUGUCACUCCAGAGCAAGGCCAUUUAGACAACCAAGCACUGACAGACUCGAGCACUACAUUACUCAACAUGCGAGACUCUUCUAGAAUGGAAGAUGUAACCUACAAUUUUGACCAGGUGGUCAGUUCAAAUUCACCUGAAUCAUGUUGGACAUAUCUGACAAAUAUGGAGAAGAGAGGCAGCCCUUACACAGACGUCAACCUCUGUAAUAAGCUCAAAGACUGUUGUUCAAAAGUCUUCACCAGGCUGCCAAUAAGACAGUACAGCAAUAAUGCAAGCUAUGCCAGAAUACUGGUCAGAUAUGCAGAACUCAAGGGUGAAAUCGAAGACCCAGAUGAAGCACAAGAUCACUUCAUAGUCGCCCGAUCCAACUGCAAGAACUUUGCUUUUGUUCAUAUAGCACAUGCACAGUUUGAAGUGUGUCAAGGUAAUGUGAUGAAAGCAAUGUCCAUACUGCAGAAAGCCCAGGCAUUAAAUGCAAGACCAUCUGAGCUUCUGGAUGUGGCUAUACAUAACCUUAAAGCUGGCGAAAAACAGUUAGUGCCCACAAAGGAAAGCGAAGACUCCAUAGAGCUUCCGGCUCAUCUUCCAGUCAGUGCAGCGACUUGUGAGGGGAACUAUGACUUUCAGGUGCCGCCUGUCGUCUCUGUGAGUCAGGCUGUGGAGCAGCCUAAACCUGCCAGCAAGGAGCCACACUCAGUGUGGAAGGCGCCGGCUCUCAGUAGCCGAUAUGUUUUUCCAGAGGAUAAGCAUAAGACGCCUGUUCCUCGGGUGCUGGAGUCUUUCCCCACUCCAUCCAUCCCUCUGCAUCCGGCCAACCCCCCUACAGUCUGCAAGACUCCGAACACCUUCAGAAACCUCUGUGCUCUCAGGUGUUAUUUUGAUGUCUCUUGGUGGAGGAAAAUUCCUAACUCUGCAGCAGCAGCACACAGAGCUGGGCCCACACAGCAGCCCGUCACACCUUUAACCCAAGCGUCAUGUACCCAGGCCCCACAGGCGUCGUUUCCCACCUUGUCAAAUGAAUCCAUCACCAUUAAGGGCAAGCAGUUCUUUAUUCUAAAAAAGAUUGGACGUGGAGGAUCCAGCAAGGUCUACCAGGUCCUCGACCACAAGAAGCAGCUGUUUGCUGUGAAAUACGUGGACCUUGAAGAGGCUGACGCUCAGACAGUCGAAAGUUACAAAAAUGAGAUUGAACACCUGAAUCACCUGCAGCAGUACAGUGACCAGAUUAUCAAACUUUAUGACUAUGAAAUAACCAACAGCUACAUCUACAUGCUGAUGGAGUGUGGGAACCUGGACUUGAACACUUGGCUUCGAAACCGCAAGACUGUGAAUCCGCUGGAGAGGAAGUUCUACUGGAAGAACAUGCUGGAAGCCGUCCAGACCAUCCACAAACACGGGAUUGUCCACAGUGACUUAAAGCCAGCUAAUUUUGUUAUAGUCAAUGCUUCCCUGAAGCUAAUCGACUUUGGCAUCGCAAACCAAAUCCAGCCAGAUGUGACGAGCAUUAUGAAGGAUUCACAAGUAGGAACUCUGAAUUAUAUGCCUCCUGAAGCCAUCAAAGACACUUCAUCCCAGACAGGAAAAGCACGCUCAAAGAUCAGUCCCAAAGGUGAUGUGUGGUCCCUUGGGUGUAUCCUGUACUGUAUGACCUAUGGGAAGACUCCAUUCCAAAGCAUCACCAAUCAGAUUACCAAACUGCAUGCCAUCCUCAACCCUUCCCAUGAGAUUGAAUUUCCUGACAUUUCAGAGAAGGACUUGCUGGAUGUAUUGAAGAAAUGCUUGGUGCGGAAUCCCAAAGAGAGGAUAUCGAUUGGCGAGUUGUUGGAACAUCCAUAUCUCCAGCUGAAGCCACAACCACCACCUGAACCAGAAAAUCCAUGUAACAGUGAUUUAAAGAAAAUCCUAACUGACCUCGCCGCCCUCCAGUCUCCAACCAGCAUCGUCCGAGCCGCUAGUAACUUAGCAAAAAUGUGCGGCAGCGGCAGAAAAUUGGAUGUUGCUGAAUGUGUAAAAUCUUCAACCGAACUGUCUUGGAAAAUGCAAUGAUGUCUUUAAUUAUCUUACUUCUGCCAAGGACAUGAUGUUUUUAGCCCAGUUUGUCUGUUUAUCAGGGUGUCUCAAAAACACAGGAACAGAGUUUAAUGAAAUUUGGUGCACAUGUAAUCUUUGAGUCAAUGCAGUGCUCCAGGAUUAUUUUUAGGCGAUAUGUUUAUAGUCAUGUGUGCAUGAAAGCGGUGCUCACAUUAAAUGAUGUGCAGCAGAAAACACAGAGGGAAGCACUUCUUACAAUCUUAUGUCAUUGCUUUCCUCCCAAGGAGUGCUACCCUCCAUGUUUUCUGCUGCUGUUUAUAGUAUCCCCUACUGAUUACAUUGAUAUUUGUUUUUUUGGUGAAAACACUCCCCCAUCUGCACUUCAGUUCAGUUAAGGACAAUAAACGGAAAACUAUUGGAGACUGGCAGUGGUAUGUGCUCUCUAAAUGGCCUUGAGCUACAUAAUAUGUUCUUAAAAUAAAUGUUUUGUGUACAACCUA